Messenger RNA from Pelodiscus sinensis (Chinese soft-shelled turtle), 4650 nucleotides. It is a transcript of the gene SOCS4, whose product is annotated as suppressor of cytokine signaling 4. Gene Ontology annotation, biological process: phosphatidylinositol phosphate biosynthetic process; intracellular signal transduction. Lineage: Eukaryota; Metazoa; Chordata; Testudines; Trionychidae. Gene Ontology annotation, cellular component: phosphatidylinositol 3-kinase complex. Gene Ontology annotation, molecular function: 1-phosphatidylinositol-3-kinase regulator activity. The record is from RefSeq and is a predicted model, not a curated record.
UUCCUCCUCUGCUCCCUCCUCCCCCAGGCCCCCUCCUCAGCCUGCCCCUUCCUUCUGCUCCCUGCUCUUUCACAUGUCCCUUCUUCAGCCUGCCCCACGCUCCCUGCUUCUCCAACUCCAGCCUGCCUCCCUCCCCCUUUCUCCUGCCCUCGCCCCUGCCUGUCACUCUGCCCUCCCUUUUCACCUCCCCCAGCUUGUCUCACCUCUUCCUUAGCCUCCCUCUUCUUCCUUGUGUCCCCCUCUGCCCCAGGCCUCUCCCUCCUUCCUUUCCCCUCCCUGGCCCACACUCCCAUUACUCCUGCCUUUUCCAUUUUUCUGCAGUCCUGUCUUCUCUUGUCUCCAGUCUCUUCUCCAACACACUCCCAUAUUCUUCCUCCCUCUAAUCUCUUUCUCUCUCCCCACACCCCUUCUGCCAUUCCCACUUCUCCUUGCUACCCAUCCAGCUGUUCAGUUAAUCCAGUCUAUCUUUGUGUCUGAUGGCAAGUGUUAUCUACUGCUGCCUGGCAUGAGGUCUGGCUUGGAGAUUUCUAUCUGCAUAUUCCUUUAUAAUAACUGUGCUGGGGAGAGCAAAUACUUCCAAAAAAUUCCUGAAAGAAGCUUCAUGCUGUAGAAACUGUUACAGAAGAACACAACAUAUAGAUCUGGGACUUUUGGAGUUAUACUGCCAAAAUGGCAGAAAAUAAAGAAAGUAAUAGUAAAAAUAUAGAUGUAAGACCUAAAACCACCCGUAGUAGAAGUGCGGACAGAAAGGAUGGUUACGUUUGGAGUGGAAAGAAGCUCUCAUGGUCAAAAAAGAAUGAGAAUUGUUCUGAUGGUGAAGCAGCAAGUAGUGUAGGAAAACCAGCAACUGGUUUAAGGAGCCAAGAGAGGAAGCACAGCUGUUCAGCUAUUGAACUGGAUUUAGAUCGUUCCUGUGGCCACCGAUUUUUAGGCCGAUCUCUUAAACAGAAAUUGCAAGAUGCUGUGGGCCAGUGUUUUCCUAUAAGAAAUUGUAGCAGUCGGCACUCUUCAGUGCUUCCAUCAAAAAGAAAAAUUCAUAUCAGUGAAUUAAUGCUUGAUAAGUGUCCUUUCCCACCACGAUCAGAACUAGCUUUUCGAUGGCAUUUAAUUAAAAGACACACUGCCCCCAUAAGUCAAAAGGCAGAAGAUUGGAUAAUCGCUGAUUUAUCCCAAAGUGAAGAGAGGGAUGAUCAGCUGAGAGAUGGAGAGAGCAUAGAUGGGGGAGGAAAUGCUUUCUCACAGCCGUGUGACAUUACAGAUAGCAACUCCUGUAAAUGUGAUCCUAGGACUGAAUCGGUUAUGAGUAAGGUGUUAAUGAACAAUAAAGAGGAGAGUGAUAUGGACUCUGAUGAUGAAGUUAUAACACUUUGCACAAGUUCUAGAAAGAGGAACAAACCUAAAUGGGAAACGGAUGAUGAGCUGCUGCAGAUGGAAACUCCUCCCAAAUAUCACACCCAGAUUGAUUAUGUCCACUGUCUUGUCCCAGACCUUCUUCGGAUCAAUAACAAUCCGUGCUACUGGGGCGUAAUGGACAAAUAUGCAGCUGAGGCGCUACUAGAAGGAAAGCCAGAAGGAACUUUUUUACUACGUGACUCUGCCCAAGAAGACUAUUUGUUUUCUGUUAGUUUUAGACGCUACAGUCGUUCUCUUCAUGCAAGAAUUGAACAGUGGAAUCAUAACUUCAGCUUUGAUGCUCAUGAUCCUUGUGUCUUCCAUUCUCCUGACAUAACUGGUCUCUUAGAGCAUUAUAAAGACCCAAGCUCUUGUAUGUUCUUUGAACCACUUUUAUCCACUCCCUUAAACAGGACUUUCCCUUUUUCCCUUCAGCAUUUAUGCAGAACAGUUAUUUGCAACUCUACAACAUAUGAUGGCAUUGAUGCUCUUCCUAUUCCUCCAUCUGUCAAGUUAUAUCUGAAGGAAUAUCACUAUAAAUCAAAAGUUAGAGUACUCAGGAUCGAUGUACCAGAGCAACGGAACUAGAAUGUAAUUUUGUGCGGGAAUAGGGGUGGUCUCUUGAUGAUAAAGUAUGUGUUCUGACCUUCUGCCCUUGAAUUAUUUUCCUAUGGCAAUUUGAAUUUUUUCUGCAGAUUAUUUACAUUUCAAACUGACCGCUCCCUGUGUCUUUCUAUACAAAUGUACUUUGACUCUUUCUGCCACCCCUUUUUAGUCACCUCAUCAGAAUCUGUGAUUUUUUUGGUAAUGUUCAUACCCUAGGGUUUUAUGGAAUUUCAGGUAGGUUUUCUGGGGUUUCCACAUAGGGAUAGUCUUUUCUUUAGAUUUAAAAAUAAAAAUUCAUAUUUGAAUUUGAUGUUUUUAUAUUGUAAUUUGCAUAUGUUGCAGGCAUGUUUGAAAUGUAUGCACUGUACACUAAAGACUAAUCUGUAUUUUCUAUCUUUCAAAAUGAGUGCUAAUGACCUAUAUAUAAAGUAAAAUUAAUCCGUUUAUUUCUAACACUAUUACUGUGUGAAAAAUAUUUAGUCUUUAUCUUUUGAUGGGCAGUUAUUGCUAUGAAGAUUUUUCUACUUUCUCUAAACACUUGUGACAUUGCACUGUCUUGCACUAUUAAUCCUGAAAAGAAGACGAAUAACCUUCUUACCUCAUUAGUAGCGGGAGGGCUUUUUAUUUAGCUAUGGUUUAGAAGAAACAGCAACAGAUUGAUCAAAUGCUACAUCUCAUAAGACAAGAUUGCUUGCUGCCAAAUUCUGUGUGCAAGAAAAUUAUGCAUUUUUAAUGCUCCAGAAAGCUGCACCAUUUUACAUUAUAUUUUUGUGGUCAUUUAUAAAACUCCAGGUCUUGCUGCUUUUCAGUACAGUUAUUACUCUUCUCAUACUUGAAUCAAUGGCAAAAUCCCAGUUCACCUCAGUGGGUGCAGGAUAAGGCAUAAAACUAUUCACUGUAAAUGGCAGUGGGGCCCAGGUCUGCGAGGUGUUGAGCAGCCUCUAAUCUCAUAGUCUGCAUUGAAGGAACUCACCUCUGCUUAUGGCACUGGGCCCUGAUUAGCCAAUCUGUCAGAUGUGGUAUAUUGUAAAACUAAAGUGGGAGUAUUGUUUUUUUCCCUUUAACCACAUAGACAAUUAGUGAUAUGCUGAAUAAGCUCUUAGGCAUGUAGGGCCUGAUCCUUUCAUAUGUGAUUAACUUUAUUCAUACAUAGUCUCUUUGUCUUGAUUAAGAUCACUUGUCUGCAUAAAUGUUUGCAUACUUAGAACCUAGACUAGCAUUACAUUGUUUCUUUGGCCAUUUUGAUGUUCAGUUGUCAGAAAAUUAUGUGAAUUUGUGGCAGCAACUCUCCCCCCAAAGUUGGAGACUUAAAGUUUCCACCACAACUCCUGAUACUAUUCCCACCAUUCCACUGAAGUGCUGCAUUCCUUACCUAAAAAUUCUGUUGUGACAUCUUAAGGUUCAACGCAAGCUAGUAUGGGGUUGUGUCAUCACCUCCCUUGUAUCUCUGGGUGCCUUAAAUACUAGGCUACUGUGACUCACAGCCUGAAUGUCAACAGGCAGUCUACAGGCAUGCAGGCUACACCUGGGCUUCCUCUGGUCAGUUAAUGUUUGCAGAGUGAUGCCAGUGCCUGCCCAAUCCCAAAUUUCCUUGGCUCUUUCUAUUCCGCCCUGGAGCAUUCACACAAAUGAAGUUUAAAGGAGUAACAAAGAGCUGUAGCUUGUUCAUGAAACAGGUUUGACAAACAUUCUUCUGUUACAGAACUGAAUUGAUUUAUAGCAGGGAGGGUACCCUCCCACAUGUGGCUAGAGCAUCCGCUCCCCACUGCAGGAGUCAGAAAGGGAGCCCCGAGCUUUGAGGGCCAGAUCACGGCAAGCCAAGCUGCCCAUUGGCUUUGCCUGGCCGGGGGCAGGAAGUGGCUCUGUGUGCUGCUGUGACCCCUUCCUCUUGGCUGGAGGACCACCAGCGCAGGGAAGCGCUGCGACUGUGCUCACUUGCAGGCUCCACCCCUGUCUCUCCCAUUGGCUGGGAAUCUCAGCCAAUGGGGGCAGUGUCUGCAAGCCCAGGGGGCAAGUAACCACCCAUGCCCGCCGGGAGCUGUGCCAGAUAGGUGCCUCAGUCAUCUGCACCCUCCUGCCCAGACCCACUAUCCCCAGCCCACUCCUGCACCCUACCUUCCCCACAGACCCUGCACCCCCAGCCUACUCCCCAGCAGACCCCUCCCACACACUGAACAUUUUAGACCCACCCAGAAUCUCUAUGUAGAGGCCGCCACAUAAUGUACUUGUCCCACAUCCCCCAGUAGAGUUAAUCCUGCCCUGGGGGGGAAGCCCUAAGCCUCAGGGCCCUGCCUCUGGGGGUAUGGAGCUUGAGGAGAGUGUUCCCCCUGCAGGCCCCAAUAUUUUUUGAUUUCAAGAGCUCUGGCCCCUUGAAUCAUCAAAUGAAUGGAUCACUCAGCUGUCUUUUUGCCUCCCUACAUCACUGCAAAGUUCAUUGUCUCUGUUUUGAGUCAGGAAGACUUCUUGUGGGCUUUCUGUCCCCUGCUGAUUUGUAUGAGCUUCCAUUAUCUUGAUUCUAGAUUGCUUAAUUUACACUGGAGACAACUUGUUGCUUUUCCUCCUCUCAGAGAGAGCUUUUUUUCCUCCCUGUAUUUGGUCACAUACUUUAAAGCAGGGCUACUCAACUUUGGAAGCCCUGGGGGCCACAAUGAU